AUGUCCUCAACAGAUAGUGAUAAUGAUAGUGAUAGUGAUGAAUUCUCGAUACUUGACAUAAUUGGAAGCCAGAAGAAUACAAAUACCAAAAAUUACAGAUCAAAAGCACGAGCCGAUGAAUCCAAAGACCUUCCAACAACAACAUCCAAUAAGAGUCAUCAUGGUAGUAAUAUAAUUUCCCAUGAACCAAGAGAUGAAUUUGAUAUAGAAUUACCAACUAUUUUUCUUACUGAUGCUAAAAAGAACGAAGAAUUGGCUAAAAAGAAUGCUAGGAUACGGGCUGAUUUGGCUGAAGAUGAGCGUAAUAUGCAACAGGAAUAUAAACGAUUGCAACGAAGGAAGCAACAAAUCAUUGAUGAACUAAACGAUAAUGGGGUAAUUGGUCAAAACUUUAUUUUGACUAAUGACAGAGAUAACCAGUUUGUUGAAAGAUUGCUUCAAAGCGAUUUGAAAGGUUCCAAAACCGAUAACCUUACUCAACGGCAUUUCUACUUAUAUUCAAAUCCUUCAGUUGAAAAUAACUUGGAUACUGGAGUGCCUUUUCCCAUAAAUAUUAGCACCCUUUACAUUGAGCUUCGACCAGAAAACUACGAAAACUUAUACCUGAAUGUAAGUCCAUUUUUUACCCAAUUCUUCAACUAUAUAAUCGUGAACGUUCAUGACUUAAAUUGCUUGAUUCUAUUCAGCAGAUUUCUCGAAUUUCUUUACAAAUCAGACUUUAUAAGUCUGGAUAGCAUAACGGAAAAAGAAUUUGUGACUUAUGUUAAAUCCAUUGGAGGUGAAACGAAGUAUAUCAAGCCCGACUCACAUACCCAAAUGCCUCUUAGACUACUCCAUUAUAAUUCUCAAUACAGACUCACUAUUGUGAGGCUAUCAAUAGUAUUUUGUUAUGUUCUUUUUGUUACAAAAAAUGACUGUACUGUGGCAGAAGACACCCUAUACAAAACAAUGUUAAAAACAUUUUUACUAUCGCUAUGCGAUUUUAAUUUUAAUGAAGGUAAUGUAAACGAGUUAAUUACCAACUUCAUAACUCCAGUUUUUAUGAAUUUUGUUAAUUGGAGAAGAGAUAAGCUAAUGAAUGGCCAGCAACAAGUCAAACCCACCUCCGAAGAAGAAGUAUAUGUAAUGCACGAUAUUUUAUUAUCAGAAUUUAAUGAAGCUAUGAAUCAUGAAUUGCGUACUUGCCUCUAUGAAGAACGGGACAAUAUUGAAACAGAGCAACAAAAAUUUAGGAAAAUCGACUAUGAGUUGCAUCACAACAUUUUAAGGUUACUAAAUUUAUCCAUCAGGUUCCAAGCGGAACCCUUUUCCAUGAGAAUUAUUAUAAGCUUAUGUUUAACAUUUAUGGACGAUUCGGACUAUACUCUUUGCAGCUUAUACAAGCGAAAUCCUACAUUAGAAGAAUUAAAUAUGAAGACUUGCAAUUUCACACCUUCAUCCAAAUUCAUUAUAUCGAUCAUAAAUAAGUUGAACGCUUUAAACAUAACCGAAUGCCUUGAUUCCAAUGAUAUUGAGCAAAUCAACUUUAUAUACAGAAAUUAUUACAAGCUGUUGUUAUUCAACUAUGUUGUAUUUGAGACCUUCCAUUCAAAUCUGAAUACUAUACAAAACAGACAAAAUUUCGAACGAAUAAAGCAGUCUAAUUAUUUGAAUCUCAAACAAUUGGCCGAUAGCAUUAAUAAAUUAAAAGACAGUGUUCAUAGGCAAUUAGGUGAAUUAUCCAAUAUUUCACUGAUAGGUGAAUCGUCACCGUAUAAAGAUGAUGUCAUACAUAUAAUCACUGAGUAUUAUCAUUUGUUGCACUAUCUCGCUACUAAAUGUGACAAAGAAAUGAUGCUAAUUCACAAUGAUACAUUCUACGACGACAAGAUUCUCCAAUAG
This is a messenger RNA of Debaryomyces fabryi, 1881 nucleotides long. RefSeq lists its product as uncharacterized. The record is from RefSeq and is a predicted model, not a curated record. The transcript has a single exon. Bases 1 to 1881 code for a protein of 626 amino acids. NCBI's taxonomy places the organism in Eukaryota, Fungi, Ascomycota, Pichiomycetes, Serinales, Debaryomycetaceae.